Molecule: messenger RNA, 6804 nt
Organism: Orbicella faveolata
Lineage: Eukaryota; Metazoa; Cnidaria; Anthozoa; Scleractinia; Merulinidae
Biological process (GO): chitin biosynthetic process
Cellular component (GO): cell periphery; cell septum
Molecular function (GO): protein binding; chitin synthase activity
Source: RefSeq, a predicted model, not a curated record
AGGGGAUGCUUACCCUUCCCCUCCCCACUCGGUUACGCCAUCGUCUUUAGAACCGAGCAGUGUUAGAGAGCAAAAUCGGAAGAUGUCGGAAGAAACCGAGGGCAAUCUACCAUAUCCACCGAGGAGUUAAAACAAAAGCAUUGUUCCAAACGUUGAGUUAAGAUGGAGUUGCAAGGUCAAAUUUCACGACAGUCUAUUUGCCCGGGCCCGUUCGCGGGCUCGCUUCCGGCAUUUCCUAGAACUCGAACAAGAACCCUGCAAACGACAUGGAACAAUGAUUCAACGGCGCAAUUAAUACGGACAACCUUCAUUGGGAACGCCGCAAUAAUGAGUGCUUCUGAGCGAACACCGGCUGCAGGAACCUCUCACGAGAUUGAGUAUACUGUCAGACAGACUGCGAAGAUCCAUCGCGAAAAGGAGGAAGAUUCGAGGUCUUCAGUGUGGCUUUCUGUGGCAAAAUGCAUCGUUGGCAUCCUCCUGUUCGCUUCCGUGCUAACAUGUCUUGUCGCCAGCAAAAUUUCUUUGCUGUCUAUGGCUUCCUUUCAUUGGAAUAGCGCAAAUGCCACUGAAAUACAGAAGAAAGACCCAAAGCAAAAUCGAGAAACUCUUUUCAUUAUGACUGUACUAGUCUUAAUGAUCCCAGAGGGUUUCUCGUUCCUGAGAGCUUGUUGGACGAGUCUCUUCAGCAAAAAUCGUAAGUGGCCGUGCAAGAAAGCCAUCAUCGUGGGUUUAGUUUCUGGUCUUCUAGAAGUCUUUGGCCUGUGUUUCUUCACAGUUGUUAUCUUGGUGCAGACAGAUAUCCCACCUGAUUUACGCAUUAUCAUGAUGAAUGGAGUGUUUGUUUUUCCGGUACUUUGGCAAGUGUAUAAAAAGGGACCUUGUCGUCAAGAUCAGUAUUCUUGGAUACAAUUUCUGGCGUUUACCCUGGCGCUGAUCCUGGAGAUAGCAGGAGUUGGAGUCCUGAUGUAUCUGGUGGACAAGAAAUCAUCUGAAAUUGUGGUUUGGGCUAUUCCAUUAGCACUGCUAAGCAUUUCAUUUGCGUGGUGCCCCAAGAUAUUCAAGAUAGCCAUUGAACCACCCGAAGAUCAACCACCUCCAGGUCACAACCAGUCCAUCAAUGAGUCAGUUCAAGUUGAGUUAAGUGGUGUGUCUGUGACACUUCCACAAGGGCAAACAAUUCUUGGUGUGGCUACUAGUUCAAAAUCUGCACGUGGAAAGGCAGCCAUUAUCACCAGCUUGUGGAAACUCCUUCUGAUUCCUUUUGUAGCAGCUUUAUUUUGCCAUGUCUACAAAACAGCAGACUUGGGACAGCUUCUUUAUGGGUUUUCAGAAUUCAAUGUCAAACACAGUGCAUUUCCUUAUUUCAUGGUUCAAAUAUUCACCAGCUUUGUUGGAUACAUGUUAGGGAUACUGGCCUGCUCAAUGUGCAUGCAAUUUCUUGCAUUUGCAUUCCCAAUGACUCUAGCAACACCCGUAACAGUUGCCUUGGUACUGAUCAACGAUGGUGUUCAAGGUGAUGUUCUUCAUUUCUCUAAUGGGAACGAAAAGGAGGUUUUGCUUUAUGUCAUUGGUGCAUGUUUCUUGUUUGCACAGUUUCUCUCUGUUGGCUAUUAUUUGUUCAAGGGACAAGAUUUUAUUAUGGCCAAGGAGUCCAGCUUGUUUUGGAUGCCUACGUAUAAUGGUGUGCUUUUGGAACAACAUCUUUUGUUGAAUCGACGUAACAAAAUCACAGAUGACUAUCAGAUCAACCACAGAGAGCUGGUGAACAAUUCCUGUGUGUAUAUAUGUACAACAAUGUACCAUGAAAUUGAACAAGAAAUGGAACAACUGCUCCAGUCUCUUCAUGACAUUGACUGCGCAAGGGAAAAAUCAAAACGCCAAAUUGAGUCACACAUAUUCUUUGAUGGUGCAAUCAAAGGGGAUGUUUUGAAUAAUUAUGUUUUGCAGUUGAUCUCAUUGAUUCCAAAGACACUGAAAGUAAAGAUUGAACAUUGCAUGAAAAUCAAGACUCCUUAUGGGAUGCAGAUGCGCUGGAGACUGCCAGGAGGCAUGUUUUUUCAUAUCCAUUUGAAAGAUAAUUUGCGGGUAAAGAACAAGAAACGCUGGAGUCAAGUCAUGUAUAUGUCUUAUGUACUGGAUUUUAAAGAAAAGCAAAUGGAAGUGACAGAUGAGAACACCUACAUCUUAACAACAGAUGCUGACGUCAGAUUCACUCAUGAAUCAGUGGAAGCUUUGCUUGAUCUCAUGGCAAGAGAUCCCACUGUGGGUGCUGUUUGUGGAAGGACUCAUCCCCUAGGGGUUGGACCUGUUGUCUGGUACCAGGUCUUUGAUUACGCAAUUGGACACUGGUUCCAAAAGGUGGCCAAUCAUGUACUUGGUUCUGUUCUGUGUUCACCUGGCUGUUUCAGUGUCUACAGAGCUGCUGCACUUCGGGAUGUGCUCCCGAUAUAUUCUUCCAAAGUUGACACCUCAUUUGAUUUUCUCACCAAGGACAUGGGUGAAGACCGAUGGUUGUGUACUCUGAUGGUGCAGUCUGGGUGGCGUUUAGAAUACUGUGCGGCAGCUGAGGACAGCACUUACUGUCCGGACAAUUUUGACGAAUUUUUCAAACAAAGGCGGCGCUGGAUUCCUUCCACUUUAGCCAAUCUUGCUCUUCUGAUCAGUGAAUGGAAAUUAACAGUGAACAACAAUGACUACAUUUCAUUUGGGUUCAUUCUCUAUCAGGCACUGAUGGUUUUUUCAACAAUUAUCAGCCCCUCCACAGUGAUCCUAAUCAUAGCCAGUGGUUUGUCUUAUGUCAAAUUCAUUGAGAAUAUCAUUGUCCUGGUAGUUCUUCUCACACUUCUUACGGUUGGAUAUGCGUUAAUCUGCCUUUACACUUCGCAGGAAUUCCAGCUAAAAGCUGCAAAAUUGUUGACGGUCGUUUUUUCUUUACUGAUGGCCUUUGUCACGGUAGGCGUGAUUGCUCAGGCUGCUGAUGAUAUCUAUGAGCGUGGGCACCCACCAACUCCAACCCCAACUGCAGCUAUUCCAACAGCACGACACAACAUAACACCAACUUCAAACCCAACACUUAGUACAGCUCUAUUAUCGACCACCGCUGGUGCAGGUGAUGGGCUGCCUGCUGAUGUAAGCUCACUGUAUUUGGGAGGCCUGAUCGGGAUUUUCAUCUUGGCGGCCUGUUUGCACACUACAGAAGCUUUUUGUUUGAUUAAUGGCGUUUGGUAUCUACUUUGCCUUCCAUCUGGUUAUCUUUUGCUGAUUGUCUACUCUAUUUGUAACAUGACAGAUCGCUCGUGGGGUACGAGGGAGGAGAAAACCAAAAAAGUGGAUGAUGUUCCUUGGUAUGAGACACUUUGGACAAAAGUCAGGUAUAUUUGCACAUGUUGCAGACCUGAGCCAACGCCGCAGCCUCAUGACACUAGCAGGGUGGAAGGGCAUGUACCUGAUUCAGCGUCCGUGACCUCUGGGGAUGAGAAUUCCACCUCUGACAGUGGCUUGCAACCUUCUGAAGAUGAAGGCGCUGUUGUUUCUGUUCAGGAAGACGAUCCUGGUAAAGAGAGUGAUGCAGAUUCAUUUGGUAUCACUGACCAUACCACUAAACUCUUGGAUGAGGCACCGCCUAAGUCAGCACUGAAGCACACUCCAGUACGCCGGCAGCCGUCUCUAACUCGAGAAGGCCAAAAAGAGGUUAGCGGACGUUUUAUGAAAUUCCGUUACCCUGGGGACAAAAAGGUUACGUUUGCAACCAAACUUCCCCGGCUGCAUCCUGAAACUCCAGUGGAGGACUGGCUUCAAAGGGAUUUUCAGCAACUGUACUUGAACAACUUCAGAGACUCUGGCUAUGACAAUGUGAGCUUCAUCGCUGGCAUGACAGACAGGCACUUAAAAGCCAUUGGCAUUGAGAAACGUGGUCACCGAAAGAGGCUGCUGAUUGAAAUUGAGAAGCUCCCUCAAGUAGAAAUUCCACAGGAAGUGCCGGAAAAUGUCGAAGACUGGUUAACUGAACUGGGUCUUGAUGAAUACUGGGAGAACUUUACUCAGAGUGGCUACACAGAGCCAAGAAUGCUAGAAGAUCUAAAAAUAAUGAACAAGGAAACACUGAAAGAGACCUUCAGAAUCAUCAAACCGGGACACUUAGAUAAGAUGUACAAGGCCAUACAGAGAGUACAGUACCCAAGUGAAGCUCAGAGAAGAAUUCGUCGGGCACGCGAAGAAACAAGCAAAUUGGUGGUCAUGGAUUUAAAGGUGGAUAACCAAGACCUUGGACAUGAAUAUCAGUUUUGGGAAGGUCUGCGGCAAGCCUGUCUUGUACCGGAGUCAGCCGUGUUUGGGGCAGUUGAAGAAUUAAAAGAGAAGCUUGAAGAUCUCCGUAACGAGACUCUGAUGGUGUUUGCGAUGGCAAACGCUAUUUGGAUAAUCCUGAUAAUGGCUCUUCUCAGCCAGCAACACCUGCAGGUCAUGGGAACCAAUUUCCUGGGUUUUUCUUUUCUCGUCAUCUACGGCUUUCUCAUAGUUAUACAGUUUUUGACUUUGCUAUGGCACAGGGGUGUGACGUUUUGCCACGUGAUUGCACGUGCUCCUUGGAGGCGUGGCACGUUGCACAGGGUGUGGGCAUUUGAUGACCAAAAUCUGCCUCCUCCUCCCGAUGAGGGGACCUUGGAAGACGUCCGGAACCGUCGACGCCGGAGACAGCGCAGAAAAUCAAAACAACCAUUGCGCCGCGUAUUGAGCCAGUCUAGUGAGCCCAGCGAGGAACGAGAGAAUCUCCUGACGGAUGGAAAACCGCAGUCGAGUUAUGGCUCACGAUCAGUGUCAAAGUUGGUUUAGGGACCAUGUGUAGAUCAAGAUCUGUCUGCACUGUGCUUUAAAUAAGUAAGGUUAUCGGUAUGUUAGCGUGCAUUAGUGCAGUUUAGUUUGAUUAAGAGCAAAGUUAUCACAAAACCAAACAUGGUGGCUGCUAAUGCUGAGUGCAAUACAAAUUAUACUACAGUCGAACCAUCCGUAAGCGACCAUCCAAAAUUUCAAGCCUAGGUGGUCGCUCACGAGUGCAUAGACCAUAUUGGGUGAAAAUUUUGCCUCAUUAGCAUAUGUUAACUGCAGUUAACAUAUACUGUGCAGUUAUCUUUAACCCAUGUUUUAAAAGUUGUCUUCAUAUGAAAAGUCAAUUUGGAGAAAAAUCUGGUACUUCCCAUUGAAAAAAUUUCCGCUUCUUGUACUACUCAGGAAUGCGAUAAUGUUACAACACCUUAUUAUCCAAUUUCCGCUCUAUUAUCUGUCAAGAGGUCGCUCACGGGAGGUUAAAAACAAAAGAAUUUUUCGAACUUUCAGCUGUAAAAGUGAUCACGGUCGCUUACGAGAGGUGGUCGCUUAUAAGAGGUUCCAAAUAUAGUGAUUUGACUUGGAAAAUUUUAUUAUUUUGGGAGACUGGUCGCUGAGGAGACGUUGCUUACGAGAGGUGGUCGCAACCGGAGGUUCGACUGUAUUCAGGAAUUUUAGCAUGAUCUCGUAGUGUGGGGUGUAGCUGUAAGUGCCUAAAAGUCCAUGUAAAUUUGGCUUAAUACACGAUUGACCAAGGACAAUUAUAAGCAUUCUGUGUUUUGAUUGGCUUAAAGCAUGAAAAAUUACUGUGAAGUAGCAUUGUGGUUGACUUUGUAACUUUGCCACCUUCUCAGUGGCAGCCCUAACAUUCUCUGAGAUGAGAACAACAGCUCAGUGUCGGCUGAAAAGUAAAUUCAAAAGGUUCCAUUUUGUUACUGUUUUCAGUGCCAUGUUAUACUUUUUAGACAGUGCUUUUAUUUUUAUUUCAAAUCUCAUUUUUAUAAGAACGUUGAAUACACUGGCAUUGCGUUUCCUAAAGUAAGGAUUCACCUCGGAAACAUCAGCAACUGCCCAUAACAGUGAUGGUCAAAUUCAGUAUCUAAUAUACACGAUAAUGGAUGGUUCUUUUUCUCUGGGAAAAAAAAGAAAAGAGAUCUUCCGGAAAUACAGUUUGACAGCAGUCUUGUGUGACAAAAUGUUGAUUUCACGACUUGUGAAUGAAGUUUCAUAUGUGUCUGCGUUGUCGUGUCGAGGUUUCUCAAAUUAUUUUUCAAAAAGGUGGAUUUUCUUUUGUUCCUCAGUAGACAGUAGUAUAAGUCGUUCUUUGGUUCACCGACAACGAUCAUCAACAACUAAUUUCUCUAGUUAGUCUUCAAUUUGUUAAUAUUGGCUCUCGGUGCAAACAGUGUAUUGGUUGGCGGGAAAAUCCGUAGGCCUCCACUUUGGGCAGGUAACCCCUAGACUGCAUAACUUUCCCUGGCCUAUAUAACCCUACACUCCAGCCAUGAGCCCAGGGGAGGAAGGGACAGGCGCGCGCUGGGGGGCAGGGGCGGAGGGGCACUGUCCAAACAACGUUGGCCAUGAAUCCCCGGGCCCACGGUUCAGUCCCAAAACACUGCGUAUGUGCCUCACAACAGAGUAAUCAACAGAGUACAAAACUUAGUGGAGCAUUUAAAUGCAUUCCAGAAGAAUUGUACAAUCAAAUAAAUUCGCAAUGAAGUCAUUUACAGGGUUAUCGCUAAUUUAUCUUUUAAGUGUUAAAGUAGUUAGGAUAUGUACUUGAGGAAAAUGAGAUAUUUUACUAUUAAAAUUCUGCAAACUAAUUAGCAAAUAUCAAUUAUAAAGGUGCUAUACAUAGCAAGUUUUUUUUUUCUUUUUCAUUUAAGUAGCUCCAACUUGUUCGGUACAUUAAUUACGAUAGAGUAAUCAUUUCCAACUGCUCCACCACUACCACCUAGCUGAAUAAAACGCCAUUAUCAUGUA